AUAUAAACCCUAAGCUUCCAAGCUAAGGCAGGACACUCUAUCGCCGAGUGAAAGCAGCCAUGGCGAUAAUCUCUGAAUAUCAAGAGGAAGAGGAGAAGCCCUCGACGUCAACGCCGCCAUCCAAGACGGUUUCGUUUACCGGGAGCUUGGAUCCGUCGAAUCCUGCAGGGUUUCUGGAGAAAGUCUUCGACUUUGUCGCGAAAGAAAGUGACUUUCUUGGGAAGGCAACGGCGGAGAAGGAGAUCGCAGCCCUGGUGAAAGCGGCGAAGGAGAAGAACAAGAAGAAGGUGGAAGAUGGAGCUCCAAACACUGAGGUGAAGAAGGAGGCGAAAGUAGAGAAGGAGGCGAAAGUAGAGAAGGAGAAAAAGAAAGAGGUGAAAGAGGAGAAGGAAACGAAACAGGAAGAGAAGCAGGAGCCAAUGGAGGUCGAUAAGAAGGAGGAAACCGGCUUGAGAGUUCCAAACAAUGGCAAUGGUCUCGAUCUUGAGAAAUACUCUUGGACACAGACCCUGCAGGAGGUCACUGUUAAUGUGCCCAUCCCUAAGGGAACAAAGUCAAGGUUUGUUGUUUGUGAUAUAAAGAAGAACCAACUAAAAGUUGGAUUGAAGGGCCAACCUCCCAUAAUUGAUGGGGAUCUUUAUAAGCCUAUCAAGGCCGAUGACUGUUACUGGAGUAUAGAGGAUGAAAGCUCCCUCUCUAUCCUUUUGACAAAGCAUGACCAAAUGGAGUGGUGGAAAUCAUUAGUGAAGGGAGAUCCAGAAAUUGACACUCAAAAAGUUGAACCAGAGAACAGCAAACUCGCUGACUUGGAUCCAGAAACACGGCAGACUGUUGAAAAGAUGAUGUUUGAUCAGAGGCAGAAAGCCAUGGGUCUACCAACCAGUGAUGAGAUGCAAAAGCAAGAGAUUUUGAAGAAAUUCAUGGCCGAGCAUCCUGAGAUGGAUUUUUCAAAGGCAAAGUUUGCAUAAGCGAGUGUGUUUUGCUCAGUGUCUACCCAGUUGAUCGCAUAGUUGAACUCUCCCUGUUUUUUUGGUUUGUAACCUUCAUCGGAUCAUCAUACCCAGGAAGCGUGAUUUGAACUUUGUCAUAUUAGAUGUUUAAAAAAUUUUUGUUGACUCUUGUGACAUUUCAGACCUGGGUUAUAUCUUAUCAUGGUCCUAAUUUCUUUUCUACAUUGUAUAUUCUCAGUGCUUGUUUGCUACCUUUCUACACAUCCCUGGGUUUUACGGCAAAAAACUAAUGGCAAUCAAGGGGGCAGUAUUAU
This is a messenger RNA of Rubroshorea leprosula, 1264 nucleotides long. The record is from the annotation of a GenBank genome assembly. Lineage: Eukaryota; Viridiplantae; Streptophyta; Magnoliopsida; Malvales; Dipterocarpaceae.